Bombina bombina (fire-bellied toad) is the source of this 1340-nucleotide messenger RNA. It is a transcript of the gene SEC22A, whose product is annotated as SEC22 homolog A, vesicle trafficking protein. The transcript is spliced from 8 exons. Gene Ontology annotation, biological process: endoplasmic reticulum to Golgi vesicle-mediated transport. The record is from RefSeq and is a predicted model, not a curated record. The coding region runs from base 175 to 1083 and encodes 302 amino acids. NCBI's taxonomy places the organism in Eukaryota, Metazoa, Chordata, Amphibia, Anura, Bombinatoridae.
CCAAGAUGCAGUGCGGCGCCACGUCAUAGUGCUGACAGUGGCCUACGGAGACUGGAAAAAAAACUGUCAACAACGAGAAUCAAAAGAAAGUAGUGCAGAUCCAGAACACACCCCUUGAAAAACUUUUCUACGUUAUUUAUCUUCCUUUACUUGAUUCCCUUAGCAUUGUUUGCAAUGUCCAUGAUUUUCUUUGCAUCAGUGAUUCGUGUGAGAGAUGGACUUCCGCUUUCAGCCUCAACUGAUCAUGAGCAAAAUAUGUCUGUGCAAGAAACCAAGAAACACCUGAAAGCUAUUUCCCGAAAGCUGGAGCAGCUACCAGACCGAUGUAUACUAAAGAGAGGCCCACACAAUGUUAACUUCAUUAGUUCUCUGGGAGUCAGUUACAUGAUGCUUUGCUGUGAGAGCUACCCCAAUGUCUUGGCAUUUUGCUUUCUGGAAGAGCUACAGAAGGAGUUUAUAACCACCUAUGAAAUGGCUCAUAUAAAUGCUGCAAUCAGACCAUAUUCCUUCAUUGAAUUUGAUAAUUUCAUCCAGAAAACAAAGCAGAGAUUUAAUAACCCACGAUCCCUUUCAACGAAGAUGAACCUAGUGGAUAUGCAGACUGAAAUCAGACUGAGGCCACCGUACCAGAUUUCUCUUAAAGAACUUGGCAUGGAGAAUGGACUUGGUCAAAGAAAGAACCCAGAAUACAAAGGAAUAGCUCAUGGACAGAGGUUGGAGCCAUUAACCUUGCCUGGGAUAAUCUCCUUUCUUCUUAACGUUCUGUGUGCGGGUUUGAAUUUAAUCCGGGCAGUUCAUGCCAUAGAAAGUCUGCUACAGAAUAACGACGAUGUCAGCUGCAUCAUCGCUUUCUUCCUUGGAACUGCUGCUUGCAUCUACCAGUGUUAUUUAUUCGCAUACAGCACAAGCUGGAGGAACGUCAAAUCUUUCUUGGCCUUUGGAUUAAUCUGUCUAUGUAAUAUGUAUCUACAUGAACUUCGCACCCUUUGGCAGCUUUUCUUCCAUGUUACAGUAGGGGCUUUUAUAACACUACAAAUACGAUUUAGGCAGCCACAAAGCAAGUCUCCAGAUUACAACGUCUAAGAGGAGCAAAUAGGAGAGUAUUCCAUACAGUUCCACUCGGGGAAGGACAUUUUAUUUUAUCCUGAUAACGGGCUGCCUGUUUUUUUUUUUGCACCUAAAUUAAGAAGUGUUCUGCUGCCUAUCCACUGGAUCAAACAGUAUUCAAUUCACCUGGCACAGGGAUGUUUACUACUAUGUUUUUGUUGGUAUAAGAUUUUCUUUUGUUAUUGCCUUUGUAAGGCAGUGGUGUUCUAAAUAAAACAAUGCUGUAUAAACUG